UGGGACGAAGACAAAACAUACCGGUACAUCCGAAUCGUGCCCAAACCAAACGGGCCUAAAAACCUGAUCCAAUUCCGUCAUGGUAACAUGCCGUACGAGGGCCGAGUGUGGCCCGACCUGGUCAAACAGAUGGACGAUUUCGUGCACCAGUACAACCCCGAAGUAUACCUGCGCAAUCAUAAUAUCACCGAGUGCAUCACGGGCCAGGAGCGUACGGAGCAAGCACGUCAGGCUAACCAGUGUCUGUUUGACAUACGUAUGAUUUCUGAACAAUGUCGUUCAGGUGAUUAUGGUUACGCCACUGGCCAGCCCUGUGUGUUCAUACAGUUUAAUAAUAUUACCGGUUGGAAACCAGACCUGUACACCAUGAAUGAUAUUGGUCCCCGUAGUAAUACUACCCUACCGGCUAAUUUGCAGCAAUUUAUCCGUGGUAAUAAUAAUCGCAACACGAUCGUGGACCAGGAGAACAUGGGCCAAAUCGAGUACACACCGACCCAGGGUUUUCCCGUAUACUACUUCCCAUACGACGGGCACCCGGACUAUAUGCCCCCAUUGGUGGCCAUACGGUUCCGAUCGCCGGCCACAUCCAUAGCCAUCGGUAUCACGUGUCGACUGUACGCCAAAAAUCUCAACCACACCGACAACUUCGAUGAGAUGGUAGAGCCCGUGCCGGCCCUACCCUUCAACAUAUUCAUUGAAUAA
Molecule: messenger RNA, 702 nt
Organism: Medioppia subpectinata
Lineage: Eukaryota; Metazoa; Arthropoda; Arachnida; Sarcoptiformes; Oppiidae
Source: the annotation of a GenBank genome assembly